AUGGUUGCUGUCAAGAAUAUCUGCUGUAUCGGUGCCGGCUAUGUCGGCGGUCCCACCUGCGCUGUCAUCGCUUACAAGUGCCAUGACAUCAAGGUCACCAUUGUUGAUGUGAAUCCCGCCCGUAUUGAAGCUUGGAACUCGGACAAGCUCCCCAUCUACGAGCCCGGUCUUGAAGAAGUCGUCUUUGACCGCCGUGGCAAGAACUUGUUCUUCUCUACUGAUGUUGAUUCCGCCAUCCAGGAGGCUGACCUCAUCUUUGUCUCCGUCAACACCCCCACCAAGAAGUCCGGUAUGGGUGCUGGUAUGGCUGCUGAUUUGGCUUAUGUUGAGAGCGCUACCCGCCGUAUUGCUGAGGUCGCAAAGAGCUCCAAGAUUGUCGUUGAGAAGUCCACCGUCCCUUGUCGCACUGCUCAGAGCAUGCGCACCAUUUUGGAAGCCAACUCCACCCCCGAGGUCUCGUUCCAGAUCCUCUCUAACCCUGAAUUCUUGGCUGAGGGUACCGCCAUCGACGACUUGUUCGCCCCCGAUCGUGUCUUGAUCGGUGCCUUGCAGACCGAAGAAGGCAUUGCUGCUCAGACCGCAUUGGUCGAUGUCUAUGCCAACUGGGUCCCCCGUGAGCGCUGCAUUACCACCAACUUGUGGUCGUCUGAACUGUCCAAGUUGGCUGCCAAUGCCAUGUUGGCCCAGCGUAUCUCGUCCGUCAACGCCUUGUCUGCCAUCUGUGAGGCCACUGGUGCCGAUGUCGACGAAGUCGCCUUUGCAUGCGGCCGCGACUCGCGUCUUGGCUCCAAGUUCUUGAAGGCAUCCGUCGGUUUCGGUGGCUCGUGCUUCCAAAAGGACAUUUUGAACUUGGUCUAUCUGUCCGAACAAUUGAACCUGCCCGAGGUUGCUGCCUACUGGAAGCAGGUCGUGAUCAUGAACGAAUACCAAAAGAAGCGUUUCGUCCGCAAGAUCAUCUCGACCUUGUUUAACACCAUCACCAAUAAGAAGAUCGCUGUCUUGGGUUUCGCUUUCAAGAAGGAUACUGGUGACACCCGUGAGUCUGCUGCCAUCACCUUGAUCAAGGACUUUAUCCAGGAACACGCCCGUGUUGCCAUCUAUGAUCCCAAGGUCGAGCACGAACAGAUCUACAUGGACUUGUGCGAACCUGGUGUCGUUGAUACCCGCAAGGAAGUCGAGAAGCAUAUUCAGAUCUGCGCUUCCCCCUAUGAGGCUGCUGAUGGCGCUGAUGCCGUCGUCAUUGUGACCGAGUGGGACGAGUUCCGUGACGAGAACUUGGACUAUGCCAAGAUCUACCAGGGCAUGCACAAGCCUGCUUUCUUGUUCGAUGGCCGUUUGAUGCUCAACGCUGCCAAGUUGCGUGAGAUUGGUUUCAAGGUCAACGUCAUUGGCAAGAACGAGCUUGCUGGAACUGCAUAA
Zychaea mexicana is the source of this 1419-nucleotide messenger RNA. RefSeq names its product UDP-glucose/GDP-mannose dehydrogenase family, NAD binding domain-containing protein. The record is from RefSeq and is a predicted model, not a curated record. Gene Ontology annotation, cellular component: nucleus; cytosol. Gene Ontology annotation, biological process: glycosaminoglycan biosynthetic process. Bases 1 to 1419 code for a protein of 472 amino acids. Gene Ontology annotation, molecular function: UDP-glucose 6-dehydrogenase activity; NAD binding. The transcript has 4 exons. NCBI's taxonomy places the organism in Eukaryota, Fungi, Mucoromycota, Mucoromycetes, Mucorales, Lichtheimiaceae.